This is a messenger RNA of Monomorium pharaonis (pharaoh ant), 1971 nucleotides long. Its product is annotated as E3 ubiquitin-protein ligase PPP1R11. Gene Ontology annotation, molecular function: protein serine/threonine phosphatase inhibitor activity; protein phosphatase 1 binding. Gene Ontology annotation, cellular component: nucleus. Lineage: Eukaryota; Metazoa; Arthropoda; Insecta; Hymenoptera; Formicidae. The transcript is spliced from 4 exons. The record is from RefSeq and is a predicted model, not a curated record. Bases 112 to 489 code for a protein of 125 amino acids.
CGGGGAGAGAAGGGCGUGAGACACGUAGGGGGCGUAGGGGUUAGGUUUGAUGCGGCGAUAUCGUGCGUGUCUCUCGCGCUCAAAGGUAUCGCGCGUCCGCGACGACGACACAUGGAGAGAACGAUGUCGGAGCAACCGGCUUUGCAGACGCAAACGGAAACAAUCUCCCCUGCGGACGUCACCGAUUCCGGGUCGCAGGAUGUACCUACUGUACGAUUACGUCUACGAAAGCCAAAAUCAAAUAAAAAGGUUCAGUGGACUCAAGGGACUGUAGAUAAUGAAAAUUUAAAUAAAAAGAAAUCAAAAUGUUGUUGUAUUUAUGAGAAACCAAAAACUUUUGGUGAAAGUAGUUCCGAAGAUAGUGAUGAUGAAUGUGAACAUUGUCAUGGAGAUAAAGAUUCUCAUAAGAAAGUAUUACCUAAACCUGGUGAUCCUGCGCGAGAAGGAAUGUCUUCACAUCCUGAACCGAUUGCAACAGGAUCAACAUAGUGCGUUUUCAUGCUUACUGACGUUUCCCUAAAUGGAAAACAAAUUCCUUUAUGCUAUUUCUGGAAUCAGUGUGUCAUACCGAAAAAGAUGAUGGAUUGUAGGUAAGUAUAUACACAUACAAUAAUUAAAGAAAUAAAUUUUAUACAACAUUGAUGACACCAUGUUGCGUUGUCGUUUUAGGUACACAAACGAUAACUAUGAUUUUGCACUAGUACAUGUCUUUAUAUUACAGUGCUUUAACAAUACCGCGCAGAUUACAAAAUGUUGUUCAAAUUGUUAAUUGUUAUAUACGGAUCUUGAGAAUAGUACAUUGUCCAACAUUCUUUGGAAAGUAACUUUAUCAUUCCAUAUAUAUAUAUAUUAUAUUUCCAAAUUAAUGUCAUUUUCUUUAUAUGUACUAUUUGUUAUUUACUAUCUAAUAUAGAAAUUUAGAUCAAUUUAGAUUUUAAGUGCUAAGAAAAUACGUGUUGUUACUUUUUGUGACUUACAUUAAUAAUUUAAUUACAAUAAUAUUGGUUCACACAUUUCAUUAUUACCAAAUGAAGUUUAGAAUCAUUUUCUGAUACGCAGGAAGAUGAGGAAUAUGUUAAAAUUUUAUUUUUGUUUGGGAAAUUUAUUAUAUUUAUAAUCUUAUUAUUGAUAUAUACAAGCUCAAAAAAUGAACUAAUGUAUUACAAGUUACGGCAUGUAUUAUCGUAUGUCAUAAUUAUAACUAAUUAUAUCUCAUUACAUACGACAAAGAAAAGAUAAAAGAUACAAAAUAGUGCACAUUUACAUUUAUUCCUUGUUUUCUCUAUCUAUAAGUAGACAAAUAAAAUUUGUAAAUAUUUCAAAUACAUUAUAUAUAAGACAAAAUAAAAUAAAGAUUCGAUAGAUCAUAUUCAUAAAAAGAAACAGAAUUAUCAGAAAAAAAUUAAUAUUCGUUGCACACUUUCAUUAAAAGUUUCAGCUUUUCUUUUUUUUCUUCAAAAAUUAAAACUUUUAAAUCUAGUUCCAUAUACAUAGACUUUAUAGUUAAAUUUCAAGUUGACGAUUUAAAAAUAUAACAUGGAAUAAAAUGGGACAUUUUUUAUCAUUAGGCAGAUCACUAAUCUAAUAUUUAUGAGUUGAAAAUGUUAAAAUAGUUUGAUAAUAAUCUGAGUAAGAAUGAUGUAAUUUUAAAAUCUUUUGUGUUAGAUAUUUUAUAAUUUUGCAUAACAGAUACAUCAACAAUAUUCUUAUGAUAUUUUUAUUCUUUUAACAACUUUCUUAGUAAUUUUUAAUUUUUUUUUUCAAAAUAGAAGUACUCAUCUAAUAAGAUUCUAUAUUGUCAAGAAAUGAAAGUCUGCAUAUCCAUUUACAUAAUUUCAGAUAAUCAAAAAUAUAUUCUCAUCAUAUUAGUGCUUUUACGCAAUAAUAGCAUUCUGGACGAUUUUGUAUAGUAUAACUUAAGUGCAAAAUAUAUCUCUAAGAUCUUGUAAAAAUAAAUGUUUAAAUUGGAAA